Messenger RNA from Raphanus sativus (radish), 2241 nucleotides. Its product is annotated as U-box domain-containing protein 17-like. The transcript has a single exon. Gene Ontology annotation, cellular component: nucleus; cytoplasm. Gene Ontology annotation, biological process: protein ubiquitination. The record is from RefSeq and is a predicted model, not a curated record. NCBI's taxonomy places the organism in Eukaryota, Viridiplantae, Streptophyta, Magnoliopsida, Brassicales, Brassicaceae. Gene Ontology annotation, molecular function: ubiquitin-protein transferase activity; protein binding. The coding region runs from base 136 to 2136 and encodes 666 amino acids.
UUGUAAUUGAUGUUUCUACCUCCAACACAUGUCCUAACAGACAUCUUAAACGUACUUUGAUUUGCUUGUUAUCUUGUAAAGAAGAAAAGAAAAGCGCAUUUGUCUCAACGAGCCUUCAUUGUAAUCUUCCGUCACAUGGCCACUGACUCAGCAAUGUUCGCAUCCUCACGCCGGAGGCAAUCGCCGUCGCUGGAGGCGUUUCUAUCACCCGUUAACCUCUCCGACGUCCCUCUCCUCCAAACACUAUCUUCCCUAUCAUCAGAAAUACUCUCUUCCUUCAGCGACGCACGUUUCUCCUUCCAACGCAGAAACUCACGCUCCCUGAUACGUAAAGUCCACGUCAUCUUCGUCUUACUCCAACAACACCUCGCCCCCGACGAGCCAAGCUUGGAUCCUACGGCUGUGCUCUGCUUCAAGGAGCUCUACCUCCUCCUCCACCACUCCAAGUUCCUCCUCCGCUACUGCGCUCGCUCCUCCAAGCUAUGGCUCUUGCUGCAGAGCCCGUCUCUCUCUAGCUUCUUCCACGAUCUGAGCAGAGACUAUUCCACCCUCUUGGACGUUCUCCUCCACGUCGAUAGUCUCUGCCUAAACGACGACGUUAGAGAGCAAGUCGAGCUCUUGCACAAACACCGCUACGUUGACGAUAACAACGACGAGACGCUGCGUAACAGACUCUAUUCGUUUCUAGACGAGUUCGAGAACGGGAGCGUGCCAAACUCCGAAGAGCUUAGCUUCUUCUUCUUUGAGAAACUCGGGAUCAAAGAUCCUAUAAGCUACAGAGACGAGAUAGAGUUUCUUCAAGAACAGAUCAAAAGCCACGGUUGUGACUUAGAGCCGACAAGGUCAGUGAUCAACGGAUUUGUAGAUAUCACACGGUACGUUAUGUUCCUCUCAUUCAAGAACCAAGAUGGGUCCCGAGACGUUAAGAAACAGAGGAGAAGUUUGAUCUCUGAGGAGAUUAAGGACACGUUCACAACGCUUCCAAAGGAUUUCAUCUGCUCCAUCUCUCUCAGCAUCAUGAACGAUCCUGUGAUAGUCUCCACCGGACAGACGUACGACCGAAGCUCCAUCGCUAGGUGGAUUCAUCAAGAAGGUCGCUCUACUUGUCCCAAAACAGGACAGAAGCUAGCGGACUUGUCUUUUGUUCCCAAUCUAGCUUUGAGACACUUGACGAAGCUUUGGUGCCAAGUAAACGGUUUGUCUCAAGACUCACCACCUAAACCUAAAGAGUCUCUCCCUAAGGUGUUGCAAACGAGAGCUUCGAUGGAAGCAAACAAAGCGACUAUAUCGAUUCUUGUGCAGAACCUAGCACACGGGUCAGAGUUGGCUGCAGGAGAGAUCCGUGUUCUCACUAGAACAGUAAUGGAAACACGUGCGUUGAUCGUGGAAGCAGGUGCAAUCCCGUAUCUGCGUAGUCUCCUCAAAUCACAAAACGCUGUUGCGCAAGAGAACGCAGUAGCAUCCAUCUUUAACUUGUCCAUCGACGAAGGAAACAAGAGUCUUAUCAUGGAAGAACACGACUGUCUGGAGCCGAUAAUGAGCGUUCUCGUCUCUGGUCUUACGAUGGAAGCUAAGGAGAUAGCAGCAGCCGCGUUGUACACUCUUUCAUCGGUACAUGAUUACAAGAAAACGAUCGCUAACGCUGACGGCUGCAUGGAGUCGCUGGCACUGAUGCUGCGAAACGGAACGGUUAGAGGGAAGAAAGAUGCUGUCUACGCUUUGUAUAACCUAUGCUUGCAUCCGGAUAACUGCAGCUUGAUGGUGAAAGGGGGAGGAGUGUCUGCUCUCGUGGGAGCUUUGGCGGAUGAGGCUGUAGCGGAGAAAGUUGCGAAAGUGUUGGGUGUGGUGGCGACUCAAUCUUUGGGAGCAGAGACUAUAGGGAGAGAGGAAUCAGCUGUGAAUGGGCUCAUGGAACUGAUGAGAUGUGGAACACCUAGCGGCAAAGAGAAAGCGAUUGCGACACUCUUACAACUCUGCACAGCAGGUGGAGCGGUUGUGACUGAGAAGGUUGUGAAAACACCGGCUCUUGCGGUCUUGACGCGUCAGCUUCAGCUCACGGGUACAGAUCGAGCCAAGAGGAAGGCGGUUUCACUCUCUGAGGUCUUUAAGGGGUGCGACCAAAACACACAGAGAUAAAAAAAAAAAGGUCUUGUAAUAGGGAAGGGAGAUUAUAGAACCGAUAUUGUGAUAUAUUAACUAAUAUAAGUACUAAACAAGAGUGUUAUGAGCUGUUAACAUCUC